AAAGUAUUAUCGUUAAAAAUUAGCUUCUAGAUUCAAUAUUCAAAUUUGGCUAUAUAAAGGCAUGGCAAAUUGCCUGCUUUGCUUAGAUCAUAAGCCACGAGCAAUUAUUAUCGAAAGCUUUUUCAGCUCAGUACUGCUGCAUAAGAUUAGCACAACUCAAAAGAAGAUGCCUUGCCUUUACAUCUCAACUAACAUCAACUUGGAUGAGGUAGACACUGAUCCCAUCUUCUCCGAAGCAACCAAAGCCGUCGCCUCCAUCAUCGGAAAACCCGAAAAUUUCGUGAUGGUCAUUCUUAAGGGAUCAGUGGCAAUAUCAUUUAACGGGAACAAGGAGCCAGCUGCGUACGCUGAGGUGGUCUCAAUGGGCGGCAUGAAUGGAGAGGUGAAGAGGAGGUUGAUUGCCACACUGGGCACAAUUUUACAGAACAAGUUGUGUAUUCCCAGAACGCGAUUUUUUCUCAAAGUUUAUGAUACAACAGCCGGUCGCAACGUCUCCAAAAUAUAAUUCCUUAACCUUAAAUAUGCAUGUUUACAAUUUAAGUAGAUGGUUUCCAGUUUCUGUAUCAUUUUAAACGGCCCUAGCGAUGGACUAAUAAAUACAGUAUUCAACUAUCGUCCAAUACAAACAAAUUAUACUUUGAUGCACUGCUUUAUAUAUACUUUGAUGGAAAAUCAUGAGCCACUCCAUGUGUAGCAUGCAUGAGGCUGAGGGCUUUGGUAGGGUCACAAAUUACUCAAAUUCCUCCAGUCUCCCGCAGCCUUGUAGCUUUGCUCCUGAGUCGACCAUUAGCUAGGUUUUGUUUUUCAUUUUGAAGAAAACCAAAUAUUAGUACACUUAUUAGGAUAAAAAAUUUAAUCAUGUAA
Messenger RNA from Durio zibethinus, 864 nucleotides. RefSeq lists its product as uncharacterized. Gene Ontology annotation, molecular function: phenylpyruvate tautomerase activity. NCBI's taxonomy places the organism in Eukaryota, Viridiplantae, Streptophyta, Magnoliopsida, Malvales, Malvaceae. The record is from RefSeq and is a predicted model, not a curated record.